Messenger RNA from Anguilla rostrata (American eel), 2982 nucleotides. RefSeq lists its product as uncharacterized. NCBI's taxonomy places the organism in Eukaryota, Metazoa, Chordata, Actinopteri, Anguilliformes, Anguillidae. The record is from RefSeq and is a predicted model, not a curated record. The coding region runs from base 1 to 1737 and encodes 578 amino acids. The transcript has 3 exons.
AUGGCGACGCAACCAGACCUCCAGCUGCCCAGCCAGCGGUUCCCGGCCCUGCGUCAUUCGAAGGGUCUCGACUGGCGAUCUUUCCAGGGCCCGGCCCGCGGGGGUCCCGCCGGUCCCGUCCGGCUGCCCAGCCUGGUUCCCUACGGCUGGGGUCCGCGUUCCUGUCCCCUGCCCAGCCCAGACGGCAGGGGCCUCGGCCUGCUCCACCCCAGGUCCAGGAGGGGCCUUCACCGCCUGCUCUGCCCCAAGUCCCGGAGGGGCCUUCACCGCCUGCUCUGCCCCAAGUCCCGGAGGGGCCUUCACGGCCUGCUCUGCCCCAAGUCCCGGAGGGGCCUUCACGGCCUGCCCUGCCCCAAGUCCCGGAGGGGCCUUCACGGCCUGCUCUGCCCCAAGUGCCGGAGGGGCCUUCACGGCCUGCUCUGCCCCAAGUGCCGGAGGGGCCUUCACGGCCUGCUCUGCCCCAAGUGCCGGAGGGGCCUUCACGGCCUGCUCUGCCCCAAGUCCCGGAGGGGCCUUCACGGCCUGCUCUGCCCCAAGUCCAGGAGGGGCCUUCACGGCCUGCUCUGCCCCAAGUGCCGGAGGGGCCUUCACGGCCUGCUCUGCCCCAAGUCCCGGAGGGGCCUUCACGGCCUGCUCUGCCCCAAGUCCAGGAGGGGCCUUCACGGCCUGCUCUGCCCCAAGUGCCGGAGGGGCCUUCACGGCCUGCUCUGCCCCAAGUCCCGGAGGGGCCUUCACGGCCUGCUCUGCCCCAAGUCCAGGAGGGGCCUUCACGGCCUGCUCUGCCCCAAGUCCAGGAGGGGCCACUGCCGCCUGCUAAACCAAGAUUUCGGGCUUUGCUUGCGCCUCGAGCCCCGGGGGGGCCCCCGGAGCCACCUCGAGCCCCAGGGGGGCCUCCGCAGCCGUCCAGAGCCCCGGAGAGGACACCUGCCUUGCCCCCUAGUGUUCGUGCUCCACCUGGCGUUCAUGCUCCCCUUGGUGUUCGUGCUUCCCCUAGUGUUCUCACGCCCCCCAGUGUCCGUUCUUCCCCUAGUGUUCUCGCUCCCCCUAGUGUUCACACCUUGCCCCCUGGCGUUCGUGCUUCCCCUGGCGUUCGUGCUCCCCCUGGCGUUCGUGCUUCCCCUAGUGUUCUCACGCCCCCCAGUGUCCGUUCUUCCCCUAGUGUUCUCGCUCCCCCUAGUGUUCACUCCUUGCCCCCUGGCGUUCGUGCUUCCCCUGGCGUUCGUGCUCCCCCUGGCGUUCGUGCUUCCCCUAAUGUUCUCACGCCCCCCAGUGUCUGUUUUCCCCCUAGUGUUCUCGCUCCCCCUAAUGUUCGCCCUCCCCCCAGUGUCCGUCCUCCCCCCAGAGUCCGCACUCCACCUAAUGUUCCCACGCCACCCAGUGUUCCCAACCGUGUGUCUGUGUGUUCCGUGGCCCCCGUGUCUAUUUGUCUGCCCGCCUGUUUGUCUGCCUGUCUGCCCACCUGUUUGUCAGCCAGUAUGUUGGCCUGUCUGUCUGCUCCCCAGGCCGUCAGCUCGACGGCCAAUGUGUUCUCCCGCCUGUCUGCCUGUCUGUCUGCGUGUCAAUCCGCAUGUUUCUUGUCUUGUCUGCCUAUUUGUCAGUCCUUGUGCCAGUUUUUUGGUUCCUCCCUCUCCUUCCCUGUCUGUCUGUCCCUUUGUGUGUCUGUCGGUGUCGCAGUAUGCCUCCCCGCCUGCUUGUCCCUUUGUUUGUCCUUUUAGGUCUCGUCGUGUCUGUGCCUAGUCCUGUGUGUGUGUGUGUUUUCAUGUAGGGUCGUGGUGUUGUCCGUUCCUGUCUAACGUCCAGUCCAGUGUUCUGUCUUGUCUCGUCUUGUUCCAGUCCGUGUUUCUGUCUAGUCACGCCCCAGUCCAGUCCUGUGCGUCUGCCUCGCCCCAGUCCAGUCCUGUGCGUCUGCCUCGCCCCAGUCUGAGUCCCUGUCCAGCCCUGAGUCCCUGUCCAGCCCAGUCCAGCCCUGAGUCCCUGUCCAGCCCAGUCCAGCCCUGAGUCCCUGUCCAGCCCAGUCCAGCCCUGAGUCCCUGUCCUGUCUAGUCCAGCCCUGAGUCCCUGUCCUGUCUAGUCCAGCCCUGAGUCCCUGUCCUGUCCAGUCUUGUUCCUGCCCCAGUCCUGUUCCUGCUCUGUGUCCAGUCCCUGUUCCUGUCAGAGUCCUGUUCCCUUGUUCUGUCCCUGUUCUUGUCUUGUCCAGUCCUAAGUCCUGUCUCCAGCCCCCACCCUCUGUUGACUCCCUCCCCGGGUCGGCCUCCUGGGACGUCAGGAGCCGUCCCUUGGGGGGGGGGGGGGGUACUGUCAUGUUCCGGUGUUCCUGUCUGCGUUUUCCCUGUUGGGCCGCACUUCUGUUUUGUGUCCUGUUCCCCCCUGUUAAUUGUAUUAUUGUUUGUCUCGUUAUUCCAUCAUUGUUCCCACCUGUGUCUUGUUAUCCCCUCCUUUUUUGGUUUGAUUGUUUUUUGAGUUCACCUGUGUCUUGUUACCCCUUGUCUAUUUUAGUUCUCUGUUCCCUUGACUCGGGUGCUGGUUCCUUGUGUUUGUUACCGAUGUAUGUUCAGACCAUUUAUACCUGCCUGCGUUUUUUUACCUGUUUGUGUUUGUUCCCACUUUUGUUUGUUUCAGACCGAAUAUACCUGCCUGUGUUUUGUUCCUGACUUGUGUUUUGUUCCUGACUUGUGUUUUGUUCCUGACUUGUGGUUUUGUUCCUGACUUGUGGUUUUGUUCCUGACUAGUGUUUUGUUCCUGACUUGUGGUUUUGUUCCUGACUUGUGGUUUUGUUCCUGACUUGUGGUUUUGUUCCUGACUUGUUGAUUUGCCCUUGUGUUCUGCCUGCCUGCGUUCUGCCCUGACCGUGUUCUUCCCUGCCCGUGUUCGAGUUCCUCUUGUUUUCUGUUUUAUUUAGAGAUUUUUUGAGUUUGUGUUUUUUCCCUUUGUGGCCUUGUCUGUUCCCUGCUUGUUUGCCUGUCUAUAGUAAAGUCUUUGUUC